CAACCAGCACCACCAUUCUACUGUACAAUCACCCCUGUCACCCUUCAGCUUGCUUUUCCACUCCGUCAAACGGCUUCCCGUUUGUCGGUAGCUCCUUUGGUGCAUCGUUGCGUGUCCUGCCAGGUUUUCUCUUCUAGGGCUUUUGUCGAUCUCUAUAGUACCAGUGCAGUCGUGCUGCUGCCCGCCGCAUAUCACCAACUCUCCCUCGACACCGGCUUCCCCUCGUCGUCUGACCCUCGGCCUCGAUGUCUUUGCUGUCGCCCAGCUGACGUUCGUACUUUGGUCUUGUCUCUUCCCACUCGAUACGACAUUCUCUACUACCUUCCCACCUCGACGUCGUUCGAGAGACUCCCUUCGGAGGAGUAAGGGGUUCUUCCAGCCGUCGCGUUUGCAGUCUUGCUAUUGGUGCCGAGGGACGUGCAACUCCUGCGGUAUCUUUACAUCAUGGAACCGAUCCCCAUCACCACAAUGAUUUCUGCUGUUCCUCAUCAGCACCAGGCCGAGUCUCCCAGGCCAAUGACUCCUGCAAGCCCAUUGAUCGAGGCUACCACUGCCUUCGAUCAGCCCGUCAAACUGAAGGGCCGUCAUAGGCUCCUUCAAAGUUUGCAGCGCAUGUCUUCCUCUCCAUCGCUAGCCAAGUUGAGCCGAACAAGAUCGAGCGAGAAGGUCUACAAGUCCGGCCAAAAAGCAUCAAUUUCCUGCGUCACUUUGGGUUCUCCCGCUUCAUCAUACUCUCUAUCUCCUCCGAACUCCUACAACUCCCAGCUAUCCCACGGCUUCUCCACCGCCCCUACCACCCCCGGCACGCCUGGUAGCCAGCAAUCCUACUUCGAAGCGAAUUGUCGACUACGAGUGCUCGACUCAAACGAAAGUAUCUCCGCGUCCCUCCCGAUCGACCUUCGAGCCUCCAAACCUAUUUCCAUACCUUUACCCGAGAUCUCAGAAAAGCCAUUUCCUCGACGACCCAACUUCAAUUUUUGGAAGGAUCUACCCCACGAGCUCCGCAUUCAUGUCUUCAGCUUUCUAUCACCGAAAGAGGUCAUCAGGUUGUCAGCAGUGUCCAAGGAGUGGCAUGGCAUGUGCUUUGAUGGGCAACUAUGGACAAGUCUCGACUGCCAAACAUACUAUCAGCAAAUAACAUCCGACGCUCUGAUCAAGAUCAUGCUCAACGCUGGCGCAUUUGUCAAGAACCUCAAUCUCAGAGGAUGCGUCCAGCUACGGGACCAGUGGCUGAGUUUGGGAACAAGAAUGACGAAUCAAGAAUGCAGGAACCUCGAAAACUUCAGUAUCGAGGGAUGUAAGAUCGAGCGAUCGUCAAUACACUUCUUUUUACUGAGGAACCCGAGGCUGCUUCACAUCAACAUGCCCAGCAUGCAGAACAUCAACAAUGCAACGAUGAAAAUCAUUGCUUGCCACUGUCCACAACUCGAGCUGCUCAACAUCGACUGGUGUUCCCAAAUUGACACCAAGGGUCUCAAAAAGGUCAUCCAGUCUUGUCCCAAUCUGAGAGACCUGCGAGCUUCCGAAGUUAGAGGUCUAGAUGACAACGAAUUUAUGCUUGAGCUCUUUCAACGGAACACUUUAGAAAGGCUCAUUCUCCAACAUUGUGAGAGCUUGACCGACGAGGCUUUGCAAAUCAUGGUUCAUGGUAUUGAUCCGGAACGAGAUGUUCUGACUGACCGUCCACUCGUGCCGCCCAGAAGGUUACGACAUCUGGAUAUCUCAAGGUGCCGCAGUAUUACGGACCGAGGGGUUCGGUCCUUGGCCCAUAAUGUCCCCUAUCUAGAGGGUCUCCGUCUGUGUCAGAACACCGCCUUGACGGAUGAUGCAUUGGAGGAUCUCCUGCAGUCAACAAACCGGCUAACGCACCUUGAAGUGGAAGAAGUCGAGCUUCUCACAAACGCCACCCUCAUCACGCUUGCAAAGUCCAAAGCAGCAAAGACAUUGGAGCAUCUGAGCAUCUCGUACUGUGAGCAGAUGGGCGAUAUUGGAGUGCUGCCUCUACUAAAAGCCUGCUCGGCCAUCAGAUCUUUGUGCCUUGAUAAUACGAGAAUCUCAGAUUUGGUACUCAUGGAGGCUUCUGAGCAAGUCCGGAGACGUGGCAGCACGACCAAGAGAUCCCAAAUUCCAAGAAAAGGUCUGGAGCUAGUGGCGUUCGACUGCGCAAACGUAACCUGGGCUGGUGUUCGCGAAAUCCUCCAGGGCAAUGGCCGUGUGAUGCAGGGACGUAAGAAGUCAGUCGUCCAAACAGUGGAGGAAUUUGGCGACGAGAAGAAGACGAGAAAGGUCAUCGAAAUUCAAGAACUCCUUUAUCCGGCCCAGAUCAUCCAUCUCAAGGCUUUCUAUGGCUGGCAACAGACUGUGGAAGAGCAUUACAAGAGAUGCGUGACUGGACGAUGGGGGGCAGCAGCCCGCCUCGAAGCCAAGUGGGCGGAGUGGAUGGUUGCCAGCGAAGAGGUCGGCGUGGUCGGUCAUGGCUGGAGCUCGAGACGGAGACGACGCCGAGCUCGUGAAGCCGAGCACAGAGUCAGAGAUGACGAGGAUGGUGCCACACAAGACCUAGGCACGGGUGAUGAAGGUAGUGGCACCGAGUAUGCUGUUGGUCAGGCACCACGGCCUGGAAGGCGGCGAGCUCGCAGUGGUGGGUGCGUUGUGAUGUGAUGCACAUAUCCCUGCAGUUACUAACGAUUUAUGGCCUGCGGAUUCCGCGCCGGUCGACGUGGGGGAUACGGACACAAAUGUCAUCACGAGUUGUUUUUAUCAUGGAAGGCGUUAUCAUCAUAUCGGAGGUGUUCAAGUGGACAUGGUAGAGUUUUCUGUUUUGAGCAUCUACCGGACCACAGGCGGUACAAGAAGUCUUCGCAUGGGAGCCACGGAUCGGCGGUUUGAUGGACUGAUGAUAUGAUUUUUGACGAUAUGGUUCAUCUAGUAUACUGCUGUCUAUAGGGGAAAUGUCUAUACGUCUUCGAGGGCCUCUCACUCAAUCUGAUUGAAUAUUUACUGUGCUAAUUCUUGCUUUGCGAUUUCCG
Exophiala xenobiotica is the source of this 3029-nucleotide messenger RNA. RefSeq lists its product as uncharacterized. Gene Ontology annotation, biological process: SCF-dependent proteasomal ubiquitin-dependent protein catabolic process. The coding region runs from base 445 to 2661 and encodes 738 amino acids. NCBI's taxonomy places the organism in Eukaryota, Fungi, Ascomycota, Eurotiomycetes, Chaetothyriales, Herpotrichiellaceae. Gene Ontology annotation, cellular component: SCF ubiquitin ligase complex. The record is from RefSeq and is a predicted model, not a curated record. The transcript has a single exon. Gene Ontology annotation, molecular function: protein binding.